This is a messenger RNA of Linnemannia hyalina, 2997 nucleotides long. Lineage: Eukaryota; Fungi; Mortierellomycota; Mortierellomycetes; Mortierellales; Mortierellaceae. The record is from the annotation of a GenBank genome assembly.
AUGAUACUAUUGGUGGACGUUGACACCGACCUCGACUUGACCUCUCCUCAUUCACCAGGAUCCUACUCUACCCGGCAGGCAACCUCCAGGACCAGCAACCUCCGCAACGGACAUUUGGGAGUAUCCGCAGAUCAUCGUUCUCAAGGAAAUGGUCAGUCCCACCUUCGGGCGACCAGCGACAGCACUCUCCCUAACGGAACGCGGAAUCACAGUAGUCGGCACGGACAGAAUGGACACGCCAAGCGGAAUGGUGCUAAAGGCGCGAACUGCGGGCAGGAGUUUUUGGAAUGCAUCUUGCAGAACGUUGCCAACGGCACUCUUCGCCAUGUCGUCCCUGUUGCCUUAAGUUCGGCCAAAUCACAGGACAAGAUCUUACAACUUUUCAAUCUCGGCGUGGCAGACGUACUUCUCAAGCCUCUCGAGGAGCAGGCAGCUCGGACACUGUUCUUGAAUGUCCACCGUUACAGCAAAUACAGGACCGCGGUUACUAUCCCGAGAUACGCGACCCAAAAGAACACGCUCACGCUCGAGAGUCACGAUAGGUUGCGGAAUGUGCUAUCCGACAUCUUGGUGAACCAUUACUGCCCAACGCCAACAAAGGUGUCCCUGCGGGAUUUCCCUUCCAUGUCGUCAGCCGCAGCUAAGGAGCGCGUGGAUCAUCUCAAGAGGCGACUUCUUUCUUGGGAUUUCCACCCUCAUGACCUUUGCCAGGAUGAUCUGAUGCGCUGCGUUGUCAUUGUGAUACAGGAGGUCAUGAAGUUGGACGGCUUGGGCGACCUCAACAUCCCAGAUCAUCUGCUCCAUCGAUUCGUCAUUGGACUGCGCGACUCUUACCACCGAUCCAACCCAUACCACAACUUUGCGCAUGCUGUCGAUGUCCUUCAAGCGACGUUUUAUUUCCUCUGCAGGAUGGGCAAGCUCCCAAGCUCUGGAUAUGGCUAUCCUCCAAUUGCCACCAUCCCAAACGGGGAUGCAACUGGAGUUCCCAAUGGAGAUGCGGACCUUGAUGGCUCCAUUACUGAAGCCCAAGAGACUGAUUCCUCGGCAAAUAUACCCACCGACAACUCUUCUGCCGAUAGGGAUGUUCCACUAGCUAUCCACGUAUCGGACUUCCUUCGUCCUGAAGAUAUUUUCGCUCUUCUAGUAGCGAGCAUUGGUCACGAUGUCGGUCAUCCUGGAGUCAACAACAUGUUCUUGGUGAACGCACAUACUCCUUUGGCUCAGGUUUACAACGACCGCUCAGUGCUUGAGAGUUUCCACUCGAUGGCGCUAUUCCAGGUUAUGAAGAAGCACGGUUUUGAAUGCUUUGAUGUCGAUUCGCAGAACCGCAAGUUCAUGGAGUUCCGAAAGUGUGUUGUAAGCACGAUUUUGGCGACGGACAUGGGACUUCACUUUGAUUAUGUUGGCAAGAUCAAAGAGCAAACAGAACGUUUGCGCCUUCGCAAUUUGCCUGGUGGUGACAUCCCCAAGCCCAACCAGGCAAGCAUUGAUGAGCAAGAACGCCUGGUGCUCUGCGGAAGUUUGAUCAAGUGCGCAGAUAUCAGCAACGCUUCGAGACCAUUCCAUGUCGCGGAGCGCUGGUCGUCGGUACUUUUGCAAGAGAUGUGCAACCAGGCUGACAUUGAGAAGGAGAUGGCUGUGGCAUCAGGAUCCCAAUCUGUUCCUGCAGGAUCGACCAAAAGUCUUGCCAACGAUCGUGGUAUGCAGAUCGAUUCUCAAUUGGGCUUCAUCCAUGGCUUCGCUAUGCCCCUGUUCAGCAGCGUAAAGGAGAUGAUUCCAGAAAUGGGAUACUGUGUUGAUUUGCUCCAGGCCAAUCACAAGAUUUGGGAGGAUCGCAAAACAGAGUAUCUUAAGAAUGGCGGAGGAUCCUUCUUGUCUUCCCUGGUCUCCAGGCCUGUCACUGUCUCUGUUCCAGUGGUAGAGGACGAUACCCCCACAAUCCCUGCCUCUCCCAAGCGGUCAGGAUAUCACGGAAGGGCCAAGAGUGCUACUGGAAGGGCUGGUCAGACAGCCACGAACGCCUCAAAGGAAGGACCGAUUCCAACUUUGCCAAGGAGAACACCGACAGGAUCAGGAGACCUUGCUAUUCCUGUUAAGUUGGGUAACUUGAGGCGAUCACCCAGUGCCAAUACUACCAGUACCAGUGGAUCAGAGAUGACGAAUGGCAGCAGCGGCAGCUCCAUUCCUCGGCCCAGAACGAGGACCAAGGCUGCAACAUCUGAAGGAGAAGUGAACGCGGAGAGUUAUGGACAGGCUACUGGUCGUCAAGGAGCUCAGGGGACAUCAGCAAGGUCGUCGUCUGGUAAUCCCAGACUGGAGGGCCGUCAUCGAUCGGCUACUACUCGCGAACAGAGCUCGCGAUCUCGGUCUGUGACGACUGCGCCUUCGUUGCCCCUUGCAGCAGCAUCAGCAACGGUGACGGCGUCUUCUGAUUCUGGAAGAACCAGAUCUAAAAUGAGUUUUGGGAAGUCGGACAGCCGACCGGAUUCACCAAGGAGUCAACAUGAACACUCCCAGUCACAGCAACCCAAUGGCCAUCCCGGUGGUGGAUCCUCGAAGCCAAACUCCCGUACACCAAAAUCACCAGGCCGUCGGUCGCACCAUCGAGGACCAGGCUCAAAGUCCAAGCAGGAAAAGACAAUUGUGCUUGGAUUUGGAGGAAUGACAGGUGGUGGUGACGGAUUGGAUCACCCAGAGCCUAUUGCGUUGGGCUCACCUCUUGCGAUCCCACCUCCAGCCUUGGCCGCUGCUGCUUCCUCACAGCCCGGGACUGACUCAAUGACGACCCUCUCUGAGUCUUCGAUUCUGAUUCUUUCGUCGUCGUCGUCUCAAUCCAACUUGGUAUUGCCUACAUCUUCUUCUACAAGCACGGGUUCGUCCCGGAUCGCACAGAGUACUUCACGGUCAUCCAGCAAGAUUAUGUCCAGCCCAACCCAGCGUUCGUCGCUGCCCUCGCCUCCAAAUGUGGUUCAAAACUCUGUAGGCGAUAGACGUUAG